This is a messenger RNA of Syngnathoides biaculeatus (alligator pipefish), 3004 nucleotides long. Its product is annotated as WASP homolog-associated protein with actin, membranes and microtubules. Gene Ontology annotation, molecular function: actin binding; Arp2/3 complex binding. Lineage: Eukaryota; Metazoa; Chordata; Actinopteri; Syngnathiformes; Syngnathidae. The record is from RefSeq and is a predicted model, not a curated record. Gene Ontology annotation, biological process: endoplasmic reticulum to Golgi vesicle-mediated transport; Arp2/3 complex-mediated actin nucleation. Gene Ontology annotation, cellular component: endoplasmic reticulum-Golgi intermediate compartment membrane; cytoplasm.
CGAUAUUGUCUGGAGCACCUCGGUGUAGUGGUGCUCCAGGUGCUGCUCCCGCCGGCCGAAAUUCUCCUGCGCGUACGCGUUACGUUUGGCCGACUCGACAAUGGCGUCUUAUAUCUUAUGUGUACUGUUUUUCCAGCGGCAAUACAAGUCAACAAACGUCAUUUUUACGGCACAUUUUGGGGUGUAUCUGGCAACAAAGGUUUUGGCAUUGAUUUAUUUCAGGUCAGUGGGAGUCAGUCCCUUUUCUGCGACUCGGUGGUAGCGCGGCGCCCAUUUUUUUACACAAACAAUACGUGAUAUCAUUUCAUUCUUAUUAGUCUGACACUUUACCUCUACGGUCAAAAAGAUUUCUUCCAGGUGUCCUGUAAAGUUCGCCAUCUCAGCCAGCUUCUCUUGCAACCGGUUCCUGGUGCUGUCGAUCUCACUCUGCAGGGAAACAAAUACGAGGGUUCAUCCGAGAUGACACGCUGUGGCGACCCCUGACGGGACAAGCCGAAAGACAUAAAAUGGCCGCCGUACUUUUGACCAGCAGGCCCGUCUCCAGACGUCUACGGGGAAGAUGACGAGCUUGGAGGGCGAGCGCCCGGACAGCCUGGACGGCUGGGUGGCGGUCAAAAGCAACCUUUUCGAAGAGGCCGAGGUCUUCAAGCUGGGUUUUAUCGUCCAGUGGAACGCCAUCGAGUGCAAGUUCGCCGUCACCUGCCACAACCGAACUCUCCAGCGGCAGAAGCGCAAAGAAGAAGUGAGCGUCGCGGGCGGCCAUGAAAGCAGCUGGGCCGGCCUCUUCUCGCUCGGCGACCUGAGACACGUCCACCGGCAGCUGACGUGCGUCGGCGACCAACUGGCGGCCUGCUUUCCCGAUUUGUCCGAGUUCGAAGACGGCAACAUUUGGGACUUGCUCUUCCCGAGUCGGAAGUGCGCCGAGCAGGGGGACUCCUCGGACGCGUCGUGUCGCAAGUUGGAAAAGUACUUCAGCACCGCCAUCGACGUUUGCGGGAGGACGAUCGUGCUCGACGCGCUGUUCGGACACGACGAGCGGGACGCGGACGACUACUUCGAGAACCUCCAGGAGUUCAGGAGGAAGAGCAUGCACGACCAGAUGUCCAGGGCCAAGGAGCACCUGCGCCAGCUGCUGAAGAGUCACGACGGCGCCGACCGGCUGGUGGCGCUGCUGGCCAUCUACGCGGAAGAGGACGAGGCCUACCAGGACCUGGUCACCGAGGCCACCGCCUUCUUCCAGUACCUGCUGCAGCCUUUCCGGGACAUGCGAGAGCUGGCCUGCCUCUACAAAAUGGAGAUCCUGAAGUCCCUGGAGUUUGACGACUUGGGCCCGAAGAGGAUUGAAGCGCUGGAAAGGGAAGCGGAGGAGUGGCGGGCCAAAGCGGAAGACGCAGUGGCUUCUAUCCAGGACAUCACCGUCACCUACUUCGCGCAGACUUCCAAGGCCCUGGCUGGUAUGGUGAAGCAAAUGGAGGAGGACAAGAGUCGCUUCGGAGCCGCCGCCUGGGCUUCUGCGGCUCCGCGGCUGGAGAAACUCCGCUUCCUGCUGGCCAAAGAAGCGCUGCAGCACAUGAGAUCGACCGAGAUGUGCCUAAACGGCAAGAAAGCCAGCAUCAAAAAAGAGUUUGUCAGCUUGUACAGCAGAGACCAGAGUCGGAAAGCGGAGUCCGAUUCUGUGUCCGAGCAGGACCGGCAGCAGGACUCCGUCGACCGAUUGGAGUUGCAGUACUACGAAACCCAACUGGAGCUGUACAACACCAAGUUUGAGAUCCUGAAAAACGAGGAGCAGCUGCUGGUGACUCAGACGGACGCCCUGAGACGUCAGAUCAAAGAACUGAAGGAGGAGGUUGUGUAUUAUGACGUGUGCUUAGAUCCAGAGGAGCUUCACAGCAUGGUCCACGCAGGACCGCAACACACAGAGCCUCCGGCUGUCCGUCAGCUCAAAAGACGCUUGCAGAACCUGGAGACCAAGAGGGGCGAUAUAUGUGCCCGGCGAGCAUACCUGCGCAACAAAAAGGACCAGUGCGUGGAGGCCCGCGAGCAGAAGCAGCUGGCGGCCAAGCACAGAUCCGUCGUCUUCGCCCAGCAUCAUCAGGUCCACUUGAAACGAGAAAAGAGGAAGGAGGAGGAGCAGAGGAGGAAGCAGUGGGUGGACCAGGAGCGAGAGAAGACUCUCAACAGAUUACGAUCCUUCAGAGAGAAAUGCCAAGGUCAGUAUGUCCUGAAGACCCCUCAGUCCAGGAGGUCCCAGGCGGACUCGUCUUGUCCCCCUCAGCCCAAUUCCAUCAUCAGCCUCGGCCCGCCUCCCUCCAUCCGGCCUGCACCGCGACGCAAAAAAAAUCUGGUGAAACCGCAACCUCAAGACCCGCCGGUCCAAGUCUUCUCGGCACCAUCGCCUCCUUCCGGAAUCGUGCCUUGUGUACCCCCUCCCCCGCCGCCGCCUCCUCCCCCGCUGCCGCCGGUCACUACUUCCUGUGCGGACAAACCAAUGCCGCUCAGGGACCGGGAAGACGCACCUUUUCCAGCAAAGAGCACACUCACGCAAAACAUAGGAACCAUGGACGAAGUGUUAGCCUCGCUGCAGCGUGGACAAUUCCGUCUCCGGAAGGCCCCCGGACGAGAAGGGCCGCCCCCCUCCGCCGGCGACCCGAGAAGCAGCCUGAUGUCGGCCAUCCGACAAGGAGUCACUUUGAAGAAGGUGGUUCCGACUCGCGGCGAAGUCCACGGCGGCGGCCGCCGAGACAACGAGCUGGAGCGGAGCAUCAAAGCCGCCAUGAUGAGGAUGAAGAAGGUGUCGGCCGACUCCGAGGACGACGAGGACGAGGACGGCGCGCCCAGCGGCGACUGGGACUCUUGAGGACGUUGCUACACACACAAAUCCAUCCGCCCUCGGUAACUUUUACCGCUUUAUCGGCCCGAUUUUUCUACGCAAGUUUGCCAAAGUCGUUGGACGGCUGGACCUCGAAUCGGGGAUUUGAUGCGUGCGGAAUUCGAGCUUGCGAGA